AGUCAAAGCGAAAAAAUGUGGAGAAUUAUAUGUAUAAUUAUGUUAUUUAAUAUAUCAAUGCUUAAGUGUGACGAGAACUAUGUAAAAGAAUUUGAAAAACUCGGAAAUUUAACAAUAAAAUAUGGUAAUACAACGGAAAUACGUUUUCAAAUGAAGGAUCCUAGCAACAAGUUGCUGCAAACUCAACUGGAAUCCUUGCAAGAGGGAAUUGCUGAGCUUAACGCCAAAAUUGACAGAUUGACGUUGACCAGCUUGGAGUCAACUCAUUUCCCGAGCAGCUGUACGGAGGCCACAGCUCUGAGUCGUCGCUCUGGAGUCUAUCAGAUCCUUCUUCCCGAUUACAGUGUGCAUCCAUUCCUAGUCAGUUGCGAUGAGGACUCUCAUGGCGGAGGAUGGACGAUUGUGUUGCGUCGGGAGGAUGGAAGUGUAAAUUUCUAUCGCUACUGGAACGAUUACAAGAAUGGAUUUGGAAACGUGAAUAGCGAGUUCUUUAUAGGUCUGGAUACAUUGCAUAUGAUGACCAAAAGACGGGAUCAAGAGCUACUCUUCGUCAUGGAAAACUCCAAGGGGGUAACAAAAUUUGCAAAAUAUGAUCUAUUUGCGAUUGGUAGCGAGAAAGAGUUUUAUGAUCUGCACACAUUGGGCGAUUUCUCUGGAGAUGCCGGCGACUCAUUCACUGGACAAUCGAGCUUUAAGUUUACGUCGCGCGAUCAAGAUAACGAUGUAUAUCCAACUGGAAAUUGCGCUCAGCUUUAUAAGGGCGGCUGGUGGUAUAACAAGUGUCAUGGCAGCAAUCUAAUGGGUGUGUAUAACGAGACAGCAUAUGGAACGGGAAUUAAUUGGAACACAUUUAACGGUCUGAACGACUCAUUGAAAAGCGUCAAAGUGAUGAUAAGACAGAGAAGAUAUUAAGAGCACAGAAUCACUUAAAAUAAAAUUAUUGCCAUAAUAAUAACAUUUAUUUAAAUAAACUACUGCAGGUAAACUAAGAGAAGAA
Molecule: messenger RNA, 997 nt
Organism: Drosophila innubila
Lineage: Eukaryota; Metazoa; Arthropoda; Insecta; Diptera; Drosophilidae
Product: ficolin-1-like
Exons: 3
Coding region: 16-912 (298 amino acids)
Source: RefSeq, a predicted model, not a curated record